UCAGGGGGCUAAGGACGAAGUAGCGGGUGGAGAUGGGAAGACAAGGGAAGGCAUUUGCACAGCCGUCUGGGAAACGGAGUCCUCGUGCUGGCGCGGAGGAUCCUGGGUGGAGUAGCUCAGAGGAGACUCGCGCGGCACAGGAAGUGGCUGCGAGGAGGCGCGUGUGAGGGGAGUUGGGUUUCCGGCUCCUUCCCGACUGCGUUCGCUUCUGUUAACACGGCGGACGGCAGUCUCCAGGGAGACUCACGUUCUGACUCAUCCUCCUCCUGCUGGACGUUUCGGGGGCUUCUCCAGCAAUGGCCAGAGAGGCAGCCGUAGGAGGAAGGGACCCUCUCUCCCAGCUCCCCUGUCCUGUCUGCUGCCCUGCUGGCCAGGAUUGUGGAGGGGAAGGAGGGGGAGCUUAAACGAGGACUGCUGGGCCCUGGUUGGCUAUGACUGAGCAAUUUUCGACCCUCAAAGAUACAGCCAUGGACUUCACCUUGGACGACUGGGAGCAGCUGGGGCUGGACCAGGGGGACCUGUUCUGGGACACAGCACUGGACAAUUACCAGAGCCUCUUCCUGCUAGACCCCCUCAGACCCAACCUGGUCUCCCAUCCAGAGGCUGGGGAAGCGCUGGAGUCCCUGGUGAAAGGAAGCCCAGAGUCAACAGCCCCUGACAUGGCUGAGGCCAAGACCUCUCUGCCACUGGACAUCUUGGAGGAAGGACUCUCCCAGGAGACUGUGGAGAUGUUUUCCAAGGAUGGCCUCUGGAACUCCCCUUUGGGAGAAGCCUGCAUAGACCAGAGCUGGUUAGACAGUUUACUCAGAGAUCCAGAAGGUCUUCUGAGGGCCGAUACUGUUACCAGCAAGGGAAGUCCCACAGAAUGCAAGAGCCACGAACUCAAGAGAGGCCUCAGCCCCGAGUCCUUCCUCUUCCCAGGAGCAGAUUCUGUGAUGCCCGAUUGUCCUGAAGAGAGCCAGACGCCAGCUAAGUCUCAGGAAUUUGGGAAUAACUUUGGCUACUACUCAGAUCAGAGCCAGCAGGAUACCAUCCAGGGAGGGGAGACACCAUAUAAAUGUAGUGAAUGUGGGAAGAGCUUCAGCCAGAGUUACCAUCUUAUCCAGCACUGGAUUAUCCACACUAGGGAGGAACCUCCUGUGCAGCAAAAGUACGAGAAAGAUUUCAACCAAGGUUUUUGCCUUUUUGUGCAACCUGUGCCUGACACCAGCUACAAAUCCUACGUGUCUAACAAGUGCGGGGAAACUUUUAGUCAGAACACACACCUGUGGCAUCAGAAAAUUCACACUGAAGAAGAACCAUGUAAGAGUCAAGACAGUGACUGUCCAUCGGGUCACAAAGCACAGCCUGUGGAGCACCAGAAAACCCACACCAGGAGGAAAUCCUCCAAAUGUAACAAACGUGGCAAGAGUUUCAGCCGAACUUUUCCUCUCACUCACCAUCAGAGGGCCCACACUCGGAAAUGCUAUGAAUGUGCCAAAUGCAAGGUGACCUUCAACUUUAAAAAAUACCUUCUCCAACAUCAGAAAACUCACGCCGUGAAAACGACCCCCGAGUGUCAGGACUGUGGGAGGGCCUUCAAGCGAAGGUCCUUGCUCGUUGAACACCAGUCUGUUCACACUGGAGAAAAGCCUUAUAAGUGUGAUGAGUGUGGGAAACCCUUCAGCCAUAUCCUGACCCUCAAGAUCCACCAGAGGGUUCACAGUGGAGCAAAGUGUUACAGAUGCAGUGAAUGUGGGAAAGCCUUUUACCGCAAUACUCACCUUAGUGAACACCGGAGGAGUCACACGGGCUACAGGCCCCACAGGUGUCACCAGUGUGUCAGGAGUUUCAGCCGGCCCUCCCACCUGAUUCGACACCUGUCUGUCCACGCCACUGAAAAGCCCUACACCUGUGCUGAAUGCAAGGCGACCUUCAGCUGUAAUGAACACCUUGUUCAGCACCAGAAAAUCCACGCUGUGGAAACUCCCUACGAGUGUCAGGAGUGUGGCGAGCGCUUUGUUUGCUGCUCGACCCUAACUUGCCACCUGAGUGUUCACACUGGAGAACAACGGGGACAUGACGAGGGCAGGAAGACCCUGAACGAGAACCCAGGGCAGAGAGUGCAUCCAGGGGUUGGCGAGAAGCACUUUAAAUGUGACAAAUGUGGGAAGACCUUCAGCCGCAGCAAAUACCUGGCUCAGCACAAGAGGGUCCAUGCCAGGGUGAAGCCCUUCGAGUGUAACCAAUGCGGGAAAGCUUUUGGCCAAAGUACACAGCUCAGCCGCCAUCAGUGGACCCACUUUGGAGUGAGGCCAUAUGAAUGUGGGGACUGCGGGCAGACCUUCAUCCGUAGCACCUCCCUCACCAAACAUCAGUCCCUCCACAGGAGAGAGCACACCUUUACAUGUAAUGAGUGUGGAAAGACGUUCAGCCAAAGCACAUGCCUCACAGAACAUCAGUUAAUCCACGCUGCAGGGGAGUCAUUUAAACCUAGCAAGUAUGAUGAAGCCUUUGCCCACAAUCACCCCCUUAUUCAGCACCAGGGAACUCAGGCUGGAAAGAAGUCCUUUGAGUGUCAGGAAUGUGGGAAAACGUUCCAGCAGAGCUUGUGCCUUUCCAAGCAUCAGAGAGUUCACACGGGUGAGAAGCCCUACAAAUGCAGCGACUGUGGGAAAACCUUCAGCCUGGGUGCUCAACUCACUCAACACCGGAGAGUUCACACCGGAGAAAAGCCUUACAUGUGUGAGGAAUGCGGGAAAACCUUCAGCCAGAGCUCAUGCCUUUCUAAGCAUCAGAGAGUUCACACAGGCGAGAAGCCCUACAAAUGCGGCGACUGUGGGAAAACCUUUAGCCGGGGCGCUCCGCUCGCCCGACACCAGAGAAUUCAUACUGGAGAAAAGCCUUAUGUGUGUCAGGAAUGUGGGAAAGCCUUCAGCCAGAGCUCGAGCCUUUCCAAGCAUCAGAGAGUUCACACCGGGGAGAAGCCCUAUGUGUGUGCAGAAUGUGGGAGAGCCUUUGCCCAGAAAGCAAAUUUGACGCACCAUGAGAGAACUCACACUGGGGAGAAGCCCUAUGCUUGCGAUGUGUGUGGGAAGGCUUUUGGCCUCAGUGCCCACCUCAGUCAGCACCAGAGAGUUCACACCCAGGAGAAGCUGUACCAGUGUCAACACUGCCAGAAGGCCUUUUGCUGCUGCUCUGGUCUCGGCCAACAUCACUGAGUUCACACUUGAAAGCAGCAAGUAGCAAUCCUACCCAUGGCUGCUGGCUGGCAGCAGGGCCCCAGUCAGCUGAGAAUGUGUUCUUCCAAGGCCCAAAGUUGAAACCAUCGCAGUGUAAGCCUCCAUCAAUAAAUAGUAACUCUCUUUAUUAAUAAAGAUUGAGUAGAACAUUUGCACACAUGAUUUUGAUUAAAACACAAAAAUUGAGACGCUGUGUGGCAUUGGAAUUCAGAGGUAGACUGGAACCGGUCUGCUGGCUUGGAUCCCAGCUCUGCUCUGGUGAUACCUAAGUGACCGAGGGAGAUUCGGGGAACCUCUCAGGGCCUCAGUGUCCUCAUCUGUAGGACGGCUCUUUAACUGCAAUUAAUGUGAUUACUAAUAUGAUGCAGAGCUUUCAUUUUUAAAGUUUUUCUCCAAAAUACCCUGGGCUUAACUGGUUCUAAAACCCCAGCACUUUGAUCUUAAAAAAAAAAAAAAAAAAAGUCUAGCCUUUUCCUUCCCUCCAUCUCUCAGCUCUGUCCAGGUCUUUUCUUAACGAACCCACCAAAAGCCAAGGCAGGGGCGGGGACUCAUAUUGAUACAUGUUCAGUGAAGAGUCUUGACACCAAAUAGAGGUCAGGGGUCCUGUGGGAAAUUGGCAGCCAUUGUGUGUGUGUGUUGGGGCGGGGGGAAAUCUAUGUAACUGUGUCACUGCAGGCCAGUGUAGAAAUGCGCUUCAUGUCUGUGUGUUGGUUCUUUGAUUAAAGUUUUAAGUCUCUAAA
Camelus dromedarius (Arabian camel) is the source of this 3961-nucleotide messenger RNA. It is a transcript of the gene ZNF473, whose product is annotated as zinc finger protein 473. NCBI's taxonomy places the organism in Eukaryota, Metazoa, Chordata, Mammalia, Artiodactyla, Camelidae. The transcript is spliced from 5 exons. Bases 432 to 3200 code for a protein of 922 amino acids. Gene Ontology annotation, biological process: negative regulation of transcription by RNA polymerase II. Gene Ontology annotation, molecular function: DNA-binding transcription repressor activity, RNA polymerase II-specific. The record is from RefSeq and is a predicted model, not a curated record.